Messenger RNA from Eriocheir sinensis (Chinese mitten crab), 2116 nucleotides. RefSeq names its product triokinase/FMN cyclase-like. Gene Ontology annotation, biological process: glycerol catabolic process. The coding region runs from base 90 to 1844 and encodes 584 amino acids. The record is from RefSeq and is a predicted model, not a curated record. Gene Ontology annotation, molecular function: glycerone kinase activity. The transcript is spliced from 12 exons. Lineage: Eukaryota; Metazoa; Arthropoda; Malacostraca; Decapoda; Varunidae. Gene Ontology annotation, cellular component: cytosol.
AGGCGCCUUGUUGAGUCUCGGCUGUCUUGUUCGCAGUGUUUUGGGCGUGAAGUGGCACAUCGUUGCACAUAGUCUUCCCUUCGUGAGCCAUGAGUGAGGGCCAGCUGUACACCUCCAGCGAGACAUGUGUGGACGAAGGGCUGGAGGGCGUGGUGGCCGCCAAUCCAGGCUUCGUCCUUCUCCCAGAGCAGCGUGUGGUGGUGGAGCGUGGCCGGCUGCUGGAGGGUGCUGGGAGGACGCGUGGAGUGGCCCUGGUGUCUGGCGGCGGGUCGGGGCAUGAACCGUUUCCCGUUGGGUUCGUUGGUAGCGGGAUGCUGUCUGCCGCGGUGGCCGGACACGUGUUCGUUUCCCCGCCAGCAGCCAACGUGACCGCCGCCAUCACCGCCGUCGGCAAGGACAACCCAGACGGGGUGCUCGUGAUUGUCUUCAACUACACCGGCGACCGUAUCAACUUCGGCAUGGCGGUGGAGCGGUGCCGCGCCGCGGGCAUGAAGGUGGAGAUGUAUGUGUCGGGGGAUGACUCUGCCCUCACCAAGCUGGAGGGCACGGCGGGGCGACGCGGCCUGUGCGGAACUCACUUCGUCUUCAAGAUCGUCGGGGCGCUGGUAGAGCGAGGCUGCAGUCUGGCCGAAGCCCUGGACACCUGCAGGAAGCUGGGCGAGGCUACGGGCACCAUCGGGGUGGCUGCCAGUGGCUGCACGCUGCCGGGAGCCUCGGCGCCGCUCUUCACGGUAGCGCGUGGACACCUGGAGCUGGGCCUCGGGGUGCACGGGGAGACCGGGGCCGCCACGAUACCGGCGGGGUCGCCGAGGGAGGUGGUGGCGGCGCUGCUGGACCAGCUGACUCGGCGGGACUCGGCCUCGCGCCUCGACCUGCAGGCGGGCGACGAGGUGGCCGUCAUCAUCAACAACCUGGGGUGCCUGACGCUGCUGGAGCUGAGCAGCGUCACCAAGGAGGUCGUCGCCCAGCUGAAGUCGCGCGGCGUGAGGCCCGUGCGGGUGUACCCAAGCCCCGUGAUGACCAGCCUGGACAUGCGGGGCUUCCACGUGUCGGUGCUGCGGUUGCGGGACCCCUCGUGGCUGGCCCUGCUGGACGCCCCCACCUCGGCCCCCGCCUGGCCCGCGCCUUGCCUCGCCGCCGCGCACGCCGAGGACCAAGUGAAGUUCCCGGACCUCAACCUCACCUUCAGCCACGAGAAAAUUGAAGGCGGCUACAAACUAGAGGAGGCGGCGCACGUGCAGACCUUGCGGAGGUGUCUCGAGGCUGUGGUGAGCAGGAUGCCCCAGCAUGAAAAGUCUCUCAACGCCCUGGACGCUGAGUGCGGGGACGGGGACUGUGGCUCCACCUUCCUGCAGGGUGUGGCGGGCUUGUCGAAGAAGCUGCCAACCUUGAAAAUGAGUCACCCAGGGCAGGUCCUCACCGUGCUGGGGGAGGUGGCGGAGACCAACAUGGGCGGCUCGUCGGGGGGCAUCUAUUCCAUCUUCUGCACCGCCGCCGCCGCCACGAUGGCCGCACCGCGAGACUCCCACAGACGCACGUGGGCCGCCGCGCUCAGGGCCGGGGCGGAGGCGAUCAGCAAGUACGGCGGUGCCUCGACGGGGGACAGAACCUUGCUUGACGCUCUAGUGCCGGCGGUGGAGGCGCUAGAGGCCGCCAGUGACGGUGAUGACCUCAAAUCGCUGCUCAAGGCCAUGGCGGCGGCGGCUGACGAGGGAGCGCGACGCACCGCCGGCAUGAAGGCAAGGGCGGGGCGGGCCACCUACGUGCGGGACGAGAAGGUUCACGGGGAGGACGCAGGGGCCCGCUGCCUGGCGUGGCUGCUGGAGGCGCUGUGCCACAACUAGCCGUGUGUGUAUGUGUGUGUGUGUGUGUGUGUGUGUGUGUGUGUGUGUGUGUUUUAUAUAUAUAUAUAUAUAUAUAUAUAUAUAUAUAUAUAUAUAUAUAUAUAUAUAUAUAUAUAUAUAUAUAUAUUUAUCAUACGUGCAUUUGCGUGGAUUUACAUCGUAUUUUACAUCGCUAUUGCUUUGUCAUGGGAUUUAAAUGGUAGAUUAUUGUUAAUGGUUCUGUUUUACUUUGAUAGUGUGGCUUUAUUUUGGAAAUAAACUUGUGUUGAAAG